AGUUUGAUUCAACCAGCAAUGGAUAAAACAAUCAAAAUAUUUCUCCUCUCAUUAUUUAUUCUUUGUCUCUCACACUUAGUGACAUCAGAGAAAAAAUGUGUCGAAGAAACUUAUGGCCGGUGCAUGUACAAUAACUAUCGCUAUAACAAUGGAAGCUACGUGAGAAAGGUGAAUUAUUUUCAUGGUGAUAGUCGCAGAUGUGUUGAAUAUUAUUGCCAAAAUUCACAAAUCAUUCGAGUUGACCGUUACUGUGAAGUUUUAAUUCCAAACGAAGGAUGUCGCAUAGUUGAAAACAAAAAAUGUUGUUUUAAAGAAAUUUGCGAUGCUAAAAUAAUUGGAGGUGGAUGUACUGAAGGUGGUAAUUAUUUCGAAAACGGUGCAGUUACAAGACAACAUCCACUGCAAGAUGGCAGUGGAUGCCUUAUUUAUACUUGCAUUGAUGGAAAUGUCAUAAAAUCUUUUGGUAAUUGUUUAAGAUCAUUUGGCGUCCCUACCACUAAUAUUCCACGCGUUCGAUUACGAGCUAGUGAUGAGGGUGUAUGUGUCGUCAAUAGAAGAGUUUAUGGCAAUACAUCUUUUGUGGAAAAACGAGAUCUUACUAAAUAUGGUGGCACAUGUGUUGAAAUAUAUUGCAUAAAUUUAGAUCUCAUUGAGGUUAAACCUGUAUGUCAACCAAUAACUGAAAGGGAAGGCUGUCGUAGAAUAGAGGAACGAUAUAAUAAAAAAUGCUGUCCAAUAGAGCUUUGCGAUGGUCAAUGUUAUAAUGAAGGAGCUUAUGUUGAGAGUGGUACACUUCAAGUGCAAUUUAAUCGAACUGAUCGUGGGACCUGUGGAUAUGAUACUUGUAUUAAUGGACUUAAUCACAGGACUGAUGGCGAGUGUCUAACUGCGGAUGAUAUAUCUGGAGUCUCUCAACAUCCUUGGUUUUUGAAAAAGUAAUGAUCAUGGAUCGAUGAUGUUCUGACAUAAAAAACUCUAAAAAAUCCGUCUUUAUGAGAAAACUUAAACGAUUUCUAGUAGAAAUUUUGCCGAUUUCCUUUUCCCUUAUCCCUCAAAAAGGGAUUUUGAGAGAUAUUUCAAUCUCUUAUCUUCAAAUGAAACAAGCAACUUGUUAAAAAUCUAUUACACACUAAAAUUCCAUUAAAGUAAAAUUUCCUCUACAUUUCAUAAAAAUGAGUAGAUUAAUGCUGUUGUUCCAACUCGAAAUUCAAUUAAUAUAAUAAUUAAAUAUAUUUUGGUGCACAAUGUUCAGAAUGUCCACGCUUUUCCGAUCCAGCAUUAACUAUUGUUUGGCUAAUUUUUAUAUGUGAACUU
Messenger RNA from Clunio marinus, 1314 nucleotides. The record is from the annotation of a GenBank genome assembly. Lineage: Eukaryota; Metazoa; Arthropoda; Insecta; Diptera; Chironomidae.